Molecule: messenger RNA, 1950 nt
Organism: Strongylus vulgaris
Lineage: Eukaryota; Metazoa; Nematoda; Chromadorea; Rhabditida; Strongylidae
Source: the annotation of a GenBank genome assembly
AUGCGCUUGGAACAGUGGACGAGCGUUGGAAGGCCGGGACUUACGAAAGAUGUGAUUUCGUCAAUAAUCACCAGCACUCAUGAGGAAGCAAAGACAGGAUACGACGCCGACGCAGAAAAGAUUCCAUCACUCAACGCCGAACUGAACGACGCACGAUCGAGAUAUGAAACAGCUAUGCGCGAACGUGACACGGCUGCCGAAGACGCACUUCUUGUCAGAUUGUGCGAAAUUCGUUCUCAGAUAUGCCUAGCCAAAGGGCGCGGAAGAGCGAUUCAAGAAGAAUGUGAUAGACUUCGAAAAGAGAACCAAAAACUUAUAGAUGACAUUAGCGCGCAAAGACAGAUUUUCGACAGAGAAACGCAGGAGCGCUAUACAUACGAGAGCCGCGCCAAGCCGCUUCUGCAAGAGUGUGAAGAGCUGCUGAGGAAAUGCAAAAUGGUACCAGUGCCAAAAUACUCAUUCGACGAUAUCGAGAGAGACAGAAAGCAAUGGCGCGCCGAAGUAGAAGCAUCAAUGGUUGACAUUCGUAGACAAUAUGAUAUUUUGGCAAGCACGCUCACAUCAGAAAUGGAACAAUGGUACAAAGAAAAAGUCAUGGAGAUUGGCGUCAAGCAAAGAGAAGAAACAUCUUCAUUCAAGAAGAGACUUGCCGAUUUGCGAGCCGAAUUGGCUGACGUUCGUUCAAGGCUGAACCACCUUGAAGAGCGCAAUCGUCUUCUCACCAGCCUCAUUGCCGAUUUCGAAGACGCCAGAGCACAAGAGCAGAAAAUUGCCGAUGCUUGCGUUAAGGAAGACGAGGAUCAUCUUAAAAAGCUCAUCGAUCGUUACGAAGAGCUUCUUGCGGCUGGCCCAAGCGAGGAAAGAUACUCUGUCGUGACUCUGCGCGCUGAGAUCAGGAGAUACCGAGAACUCCUUGAUAGUGUGGGGGAGGGUGGAGGCAGCCUCCUUGGUGGUGGAGGUAGAGGCGGCUCCGGUGGUGGUGGAAAUGGAGGCGGCUUCGGUGCUAGUGGAAGUGGAGGCGGCUUCGGUGCUGGUGGAAGUGGAGAAGUCAUCGGUGGUAAAGCUUCGCGCCAACUCGAGGGCGGCCCAACUACAUACUUCAGAUCCACAACCACGACGAAAACAUCCCAGAUUGGAAGCGGAGCUUCAGAUUUCGGCGGUGGAGUCACCUCGACGUACGUUCCAGGCGGAGGUAUUACGCUCAGCUCAGAAGGUGGUGCAGUGACGAGUGGUCACUCACAGAUUGGAAGCGGUGCUAGCGUUGCGGUACCGCUACCUGCUCCGCAAGGAACGAUACACUACUCCUGGUCGGAACGCAAUCCUACAACUGUCACCACUACGGUCGACUACACAAUGAGGGAUGAACGAAGUUCGGUUGCGAGGUCUGGACCGGAUCAUCAUGAGUACAACAUGCAACGUUCUGCUAAAGGAAACGUCACGAUCGGGAAAGUAGCAAAUGACGGAUCGUACGUCACUAUCGAGAACACCUCCAUGGACAUUGACCAGGACAUUGGUGGGUGGACCCUUCGCAGCACCAGUUCCACGCUGAAACAAGUAUCCUACACUUUCCCACCUGAAUUCUCCAUAACUCCCCAAAGCGCCGUAAAGGUGUUUGCACGAGGGAAGGGACCCCACAAUCCACCUCACUCGGUCGUUUGCGAAAUGGACACCACAUUCGCAACAGGCGACGAUCUUGACAUUUAUCUUUACGAUAAGAACAACGCUGUAAGUAAACAACCAGCACAUUCUUGUGCAAACUUGGCUCCAAAUGAAAUACUGGAUUCAAGGAACGUGCUCGUCUCACUCAACGCGACUUCUUCCACAGGAGCGGAUCGGAAUAUACUAUCUAUUGAAGUCAACAAUGACGGGGACUCUAUAACUGCCUUCAUCCAAACUCUGCCUAUUUGCAUUUCCGUUUUGUCAUUAACAAUGUGUGAAGACUGUGUCUAG